Ipomoea nil (Japanese morning glory) is the source of this 1999-nucleotide messenger RNA. RefSeq lists its product as uncharacterized. Lineage: Eukaryota; Viridiplantae; Streptophyta; Magnoliopsida; Solanales; Convolvulaceae. The record is from RefSeq and is a predicted model, not a curated record. The coding region runs from base 156 to 1754 and encodes 532 amino acids. The transcript has 13 exons. Gene Ontology annotation, molecular function: oxidoreductase activity.
AAUGAGGGGAAAAUAAAAUAAAAGGACAGGCCAGAAUUCAACUAAACAUUGAUUAUUAUGUGCAGUGAUACCUGCACCAGAAACCGAAGAUUGAUCUCGGUCUUGAGUCUUGUGUUAACCAGUGCAGCAGAUACAGAAAACGAAAAGAAAAAGAAAUGUAUGCUUUGCGGACGGUUUUGGCUUGCCACCCGCGUAAACUGAGAAAUGGAUUUUAUUGCCGGGCAGUGGAGGAUCAACCUGCAGCUCAAUCCAACCAACGCCCAAACAAGAAGAAAGUUGUCGUCGUUGGGUCGGGCUGGGCAGGUCUUGGAGCUGCUCAUCACCUCUGUAAACAAGAGUGCUUUGACGUGAUGGUGAUCGAAGGCGGAUAUGAAUUUGGACCCAAGAACAAGUCUCUUAGUCCAGACGAUAUUGGUAUUCAAGGUUUCUGGUAUCCUUAUAGGAAUGUAUUUAAUGUUGUUGAUGAGAUUGGUAUCACACCCUUCACAAACUGGAUCAAAUCUGCACAAUAUUCACAAGAGGGAUUGGAGGUUAAAUUUCCAAUUUUUCUAAACGAGCGUCAGAUGCCCACUCCAUUUGGAACAUUACUUUACAGUCAGUUUGAUCGGCUUCCAUUGAUUGAUCGGUUGACUUUGCUUCCUCUGAUGGCUGCAAUAGUAGACUUUGACAACACUGAUGCUGCAUGGAACAAAUAUGAUUCGAUUACUGCAAGGGAACUUUUGAAACAAUUUGGUUGCUCCGAAAGACUCUUCCGGAAUGUGGUUGGUCCAUUGCUUCAAGUGGGUUUAUAUGCUUCAGCUGAGCAAUGUAGCGCUGCUGCAACUCUUGGAAUGCUAUACUAUUAUGUUCUUGCUCACCAGAAACAUUUUGACUUUGUAUGUUGUCGUGGGGGAGUUAGAGAAAAAAUAUUUGAGCCCUGGAUGGAAUCCCUAAAGUCCCAAGGUUGUAAGUUCCUAAAGGGUAAAAAAGUCACCGAUGUAUUGUUAGAUGAGAAAUCAGGUCGUGUUUCAGAAGUAGUUUGUGAAAAAGAGAGCUUCAAGGCUGAUGCUAUAAUACUAGCUGUUGGAGUCUCCACUCUGCAGGAAAUUAUCCAGAACAGUGCAACUUUAUGUACAAGAGAAGAGUUUCUCAAGGUUUUGAACUUGGGCAGUAUUGAUCUACUUACUGUUAAACUGCAGCUCGAUAAGAAGGUGAAUAUACCGUAUGCAAGCAAUGUCUCUUCUGGAUUUGACAAUUCAAGCGCAUGUGCUUUUUUUGACUUGAACGCCAUCUAUGAUGACUGUAAAGAUAAUCCAUCCACGAUGAUUCAAGCCGAUUUUUAUCAUGCCACCGAUCUGUUGCCCCUAAAGGAUGAAAGAAUAGUCGGCAAAGUAAUGUCUUGCCUAUCAAACUGCAUUAAGGACUUCGAAAAUGCAACAGUGAUUGACAGAGAAGUUGAGAGACUUCCAAAAUCGUUGACUCAUUUCUUUCCUGGCUCAUACAAGUACAUGAUGCGUGGUUCGACAUCUUUUCCAAACUUAUUCAUGGCUGGAGACUGGAUCAUAAACCGUCAUGGUUCAUGGUCACAGGAGAAAUCGUAUGUCACGGGACUUGAAGCAGCCAACAGGGUGAUCGACUGCCUGGAAGAAGGAAGUUUCGCAAAAAUAAUUCCUCUCGAGGAAGAUGAGCCUCACGUUGAAGCUCUACGCAGUCUUAACAGGAACAUCAGCGAGAUAAGAGGCCAGUUUCCAUGGUCUACAUUUUUUCUCCAGUGACACUUCUUCCUUUUGCUUUGAUAUUUGCAGUGGGGAUAUAUUUAGCUGCCCAUCAAAACCUCACAUGAUAGUAUUGACUGUAUUAUUGAAUUCAUAGGCACAAUGUUUCAUCUACCAUAGAAAAAUAUUUUCUUCUUUUAUUGAGAUAACUGUUGCAUGUAUGAUGUACCCAUCCUUGCUGUUCUCCUAUUGUAAAAAGUAAUGGAAAUGAUAACAUAACCUAAUGAUAAUCACUUGUAGGCAUA